ACUUUUAGUCCUGCAUAUAUUGAGAAAAAGUACUCUUGACAAAAAACAUUGACAGAAAAAAUGGGAGAGAUGUCAAAUUUCCAAUUGGGUGUUAUUGGUGCAUUGUUUCUCUCAGUAGCUUCAUCUGUCUCCAUUGUCAUCUGCAACAAAGCCUUGAUGAGCAAUCUUGGCUUCCCCUUUGCCACAACUCUUACUAGUUGGCAUUUGAUGGUGACAUUUUGUACCCUUCAUGUGGCUCAACGUCUAAACUUGUUCGUGACCAAAUCCAUUGACAUGAAGACCGUUAUGCUUUUUGGAUUUUUAAAUGGUGUUUCCAUUGGUUUUCUCAACUUGAGUCUUGGCUUUAAUUCUGUUGGAUUUUAUCAGAUGACAAAACUUGCAAUCAUACCAUUCACUGUAAUAUUAGAAACCAUUUUUCUAAACAAACAAUUCAGCCAGAAAAUAAAAUUAUCACUAUUCCUAUUACUAGUUGGAGUUGGUGUUGCCUCAAUCACUGACCUUCAGCUCAAUUUUAUGGGAACCAUUCUUUCCCUUCUAGCAAUCAUAACAACAUGUGUUAGCCAAAUUGUAUCCUUAAUAUAUAUAUUAGCUACCAUAUAAUUUAUUUAUUGGUGUUAAAUGCAUUGCUCAUUGAAU
This is a messenger RNA of Cicer arietinum (chickpea), 636 nucleotides long. RefSeq names its product UDP-xylose transporter 1-like. The record is from RefSeq and is a predicted model, not a curated record. NCBI's taxonomy places the organism in Eukaryota, Viridiplantae, Streptophyta, Magnoliopsida, Fabales, Fabaceae.